AUGGGGUCUGCAGUGCGUCUCAGCAAACUCUGCCCCCGCAUUGUGUCUCGGUUAUCACAAAGGAGCCUGAAAACAUUGAUGGACACAAGGACAGCCACUGCCGAGCUGGGAUGGACGGCCAAUCCUGCCUCUGGGUGGGAAGAAGUCAGUGGCUACGAUGAAAACCUGAACACCAUCCGUACUUACCAAGUGUGCAACGUCUUUGAACCCAACCAGAACAACUGGCUGCUCACUACUUUUAUCAACAGACGGGGUGCCCAUCGCAUCUACACGGAGAUGCGUUUCACUGUGAGGGACUGCAGCAGCCUCCCAAAUGUCCCAGGCUCCUGCAAGGAGACCUUCAACUUAUACUACUAUGAGACUGACUCUGUCAUUGCCACCAAGAAGUCAGCCUUCUGGUCUGAAGCCCCCUACCUCAAAGUGGACACCAUUGCUGCAGACGAGAGCUUCUCCCAGGUGGAUUUUGGGGGAAGGCUGAUGAAGGUCAACACAGAAGUCAGGAGCUUUGGGCCUCUUACUCGGAAUGGUUUUUACCUCGCUUUCCAGGAUUAUGGAGCCUGCAUGUCUUUGCUUUCUGUCCGGGUCUUCUUCAAAAAGUGUCCCAGUAUUGUGCAAAAUUUCGCAGUGUUCCCAGAAACCAUGACAGGAGCAGAGAGCACAUCUCUGGUGAUUGCUCGGGGCACAUGCAUCCCUAAUGCAGAAGAAGUGGACGUGCCCAUAAAACUCUACUGCAAUGGGGAUGGAGAGUGGAUGGUGCCCAUUGGACGCUGCACCUGUAAGCCUGGCUAUGAGCCGGAAAAUAGUGUGGUCUGCAAGGCCUGUCCUGCGGGGACCUUCAAGGCCAGCCAGGAAGCUGAAGGCUGCUCCCACUGCCCCUCCAACAGCCGCUCCCCUUCAGAAGCAUCUCCCAUCUGCACCUGCCGGACUGGCUAUUACCGAGCAGACUUUGAUCCCCCAGAAGUGGCGUGCACUAGUGUCCCAUCAGGCCCCCGAAAUGUCAUCUCCAUAGUCAAUGAGACAUCUAUCAUUCUGGAGUGGCACCCUCCAAGAGAGACCGGUGGGCGGGAUGAUGUGACCUACAACAUCAUCUGCAAGAAGUGCCGAGCAGACCGCCGGAGCUGCUCCCGCUGUGACGACAAUGUGGAGUUUGUACCCAGGCAGCUGGGCCUGACUGAGUGUCGUGUCUCCAUCAGUAGCCUAUGGGCCCACACCCCCUACACCUUUGAUAUCCAGGCCAUCAAUGGAGUCUCUAGCAAGAGUCCCUUCCCCCCACAACAUGUCUCCGUCAACAUCACCACAAACCAGGCUGCCCCCUCCACUGUACCCAUCAUGCACCAGGUCAGUGCCACCAUGAGAAGCAUCACUUUGUCAUGGCCUCAGCCGGAGCAGCCCAAUGGAAUCAUCCUGGACUAUGAGAUCCGGUACUAUGAGAAGGAGCACAAUGAGUUCAACUCUUCCAUGGCCAGGAGCCAGACCAACACGGCCCGUAUUGAUGGGUUACGGCCCGGCAUGGUGUAUGUGGUCCAGGUGCGCGCCCGAACCGUGGCUGGCUACGGCAAGUUCAGUGGAAAGAUGUGCUUCCAGACCCUGACAGAUGAUGAUUACAAGUCAGAGCUGAGAGAGCAGCUACCCCUGAUUGCUGGCUCUGCAGCCGCCGGGGUUGUAUUUGUUGUGUCUCUGGUGGCCAUCUCUAUCGUCUGCAGCAGGAAACGAGCUUACAGCAAAGAGGCUGUGUACAGUGAUAAACUCCAGCAUUACAGCACGGGCAGAGGCUCCCCAGGGAUGAAGAUCUACAUUGAUCCCUUCACAUAUGAGGACCCCAAUGAAGCUGUCCGGGAGUUUGCCAAGGAGAUUGAUGUAUCUUUUGUGAAAAUUGAAGAGGUCAUCGGAGCAGGGGAGUUUGGUGAGGUGUACAAGGGCCGUUUGAAACUGCCAGGCAAGAGGGAAAUCUAUGUGGCCAUCAAGACCCUGAAGGCUGGGUACUCAGAGAAACAGCGUCGGGAUUUUCUGAGCGAGGCAAGCAUCAUGGGCCAGUUUGACCAUCCCAACAUCAUUCGCCUGGAGGGUGUUGUCACCAAGAGUCGACCUGUCAUGAUCAUUACGGAGUUCAUGGAGAAUGGUGCUUUGGAUUCUUUUCUCAGGCAAAAUGAUGGACAGUUCACCGUGAUCCAGCUUGUCGGGAUGCUGAGGGGCAUCGCUGCUGGCAUGAAGUACCUAUCUGAGAUGAAUUAUGUGCACAGGGACCUGGCUGCUAGGAACAUUCUGGUCAACAGCAACCUGGUGUGCAAAGUAUCUGACUUUGGCCUCUCUCGCUACCUCCAGGAUGACACCUCAGAUCCCACCUACACCAGCUCCUUGGGAGGAAAGAUCCCUGUAAGAUGGACAGCUCCAGAGGCCAUCGCCUACCGCAAGUUUACAUCAGCCAGCGAUGUCUGGAGCUAUGGGAUUGUCAUGUGGGAAGUCAUGUCAUUUGGAGAGAGACCCUACUGGGAUAUGUCCAAUCAAGAUGUCAUCAAUGCCAUUGAGCAGGACUACCGGCUCCCCCCUCCUAUGGACUGCCCAGCUGCCCUGCACCAGCUCAUGCUGGACUGUUGGCAGAAGGACCGAAAUAGCCGGCCCCGUUUUGCAGAGAUUGUCAACACCCUGGACAAGAUGAUCCGGAACCCAGCUAGUCUCAAGACUGUGGCAACCAUCACCGCUGUGCCUUCCCAACCCCUGCUUGACCGCUCUAUCCCAGACUUCACGGCCUUUACCACCGUGGAUGACUGGCUGAGUGCCAUCAAAAUGGUCCAGUAUAGGGACAGCUUCCUCACCGCUGGCUUCACCUCCCUCCAACUGGUCACCCAGAUGACGUCAGAAGACCUCCUGAGAAUAGGGGUCACCUUGGCAGGCCACCAGAAGAAGAUUCUGAGCAGCAUCCAUUCGAUGAGGGUCCAGAUGAGUCAGUCACCAUCGGUAAUGGCAUGA
Molecule: messenger RNA, 2967 nt
Organism: Cricetulus griseus (Chinese hamster)
Lineage: Eukaryota; Metazoa; Chordata; Mammalia; Rodentia; Cricetidae
Source: RefSeq, a predicted model, not a curated record